Messenger RNA from Debaryomyces fabryi, 1719 nucleotides. RefSeq names its product Jip5p (gene JIP5). Gene Ontology annotation, cellular component: nucleolus. Gene Ontology annotation, biological process: positive regulation of transcription by RNA polymerase I; rRNA processing. The record is from RefSeq and is a predicted model, not a curated record. Gene Ontology annotation, molecular function: protein binding. Lineage: Eukaryota; Fungi; Ascomycota; Pichiomycetes; Serinales; Debaryomycetaceae. The coding region runs from base 1 to 1719 and encodes 572 amino acids. The transcript has a single exon.
AUGGCAAAGAAGAAAAAGUCAAACGCCACUAAUGCAGCCAGGUUAUUGGAAUCAUCUGUCUCACCAAUAGUUGAGCUUAAAUAUCCUGAACCGUUAUUUACAGUUGCUGCACAUCCGACCAAACCAAUUUUAUUAUCAGGAUUGGCUACUGGGCAUAUAUAUUGCAGCUCAUAUGAUGCUGAUAAAUUAGAAGAAGAUCAGAGCACAAGACGUGAAAAGCUUUCUUUAUUAGAGAAAGAAGCUUUUAAGACAGGUAAAAUAGCUAAUAUCAACAAAUCUGUGUCUCAACUGAAACAGAAGUGGUGGACAGUCAUCGAAGAUAAUACGGAGAUCCCAGAUUGUUUAAACAUUGUGAAUAAUUGGAAAACCAAAAGACAUAAAGGGUCUUGUAGGUCUGCUAUUUUUGACCCACUUGAAAAUUCAUUGGGUGAAAAUAUCUAUUCAGUAGGCACAGACCACAUUAUUAAAAAAGCUAACACUGAAACAGGAAAAGUAGUGACUAAGGCUACCAUAUCAGAUCACUAUUCUGAGAAGAAAGAUGCAAUCACUAAGCUUGCUCAUUCUACAUCGCAUCCCUUUUUAUUGUCGGGAACUGAAAAUGGUGAUGUUUUAGUUUAUGACAGCAACAACAUGGCAUCAAACCAAUUGAAAUUCAACGUUUCAAAGGCACAUGAUGACUCUAUUAACCACAUUCUACCAAUGCCUUCUGUUUCGGCUUACCAUUAUUUAACUCUUGGUUCCACUACUUUAUCACAUAUUGAUAUUCGUAAGGGUAUUAUAACCCAAUCCGAUGAUCAAGAGGAUGAAUUGCUUUCAAUGUGUUUUGCUUCGGAUCACGUCAAUGAUAAUAAGAAUGAUACUGUAUUAGUAUCUCACGGAGAAGGUAUAGUGACUAUUUGGAAAAAUUCAAAGAAUAGACUCAUGGAUCAGUUAUCUCGUAUUAAAGUCAAUAAGGACGCAUCUAUUGAUGCCAUCAUCCCUACCAUGAAUUGCGAUGAUGGAGAAAUGGUGGACUCUGUAUGGUGUGGUGAUAGUGAAGGAUUGUUACAUAGAAUUAACUAUAAGAAGGGAAAAGUUGUUGAAACAAGAGUACAUUCAUCUGCUGGUGGAAAAUAUGGAGCGGCUGAUGAAGUAGGUAUUUUGGAUAUUGACUAUGACUAUAGACUUAUUAGUGCAGGUAUGGAUAGUUUGAAGAUAUGGUCAAACCAAGAAGAAGUCUUGAAUAGCGAUAUUGAUGACAGUGACAGUGACAGUGAUAUCGAUAGCGAUGAUAGCGAUAGCGAUGCAAACGACCACGAUGAUAUCCCUCUUAAUGAAGAUAGCGAAGAUGAUGCCUCAGAUGAUUCGGACGGUGAUAAUGGAAACGAUAGUCUGGAGGAAAUUUUGCAAGAUGUAGCGCUUUCUGAUUCAAAUGAUGACAAUAUUGAAACUGAUAGUGAUGUAGAGCAAGUCGAUAAAGAAGAACCGACAAAGCCAUUACAAAUCGUUCGUAAAAAGAGAUUUAAUGUUCCUGAAAUAUCUAAUAAGACUAAUAUUAACAAAAAAGUCAUUGAUAUAAACAAGUUGACUAAAGAACAAUCGACCAAAGAAGAUUACGAUGAAGACACUGAAGAACCUAAUAAAAAGAAGCAAAAAUUAAAACCUAAGCAAAUGUCAACUAAACAAAUCAGAAACAUGCAAAAGCAUGAACAUGGUAUACGUAGAUUUGAUGAUUUAUAG